Molecule: messenger RNA, 1820 nt
Organism: Panicum virgatum (switchgrass)
Lineage: Eukaryota; Viridiplantae; Streptophyta; Magnoliopsida; Poales; Poaceae
Product: UPF0481 protein At3g47200-like
Exons: 2
Coding region: 179-1609 (476 amino acids)
Source: RefSeq, a predicted model, not a curated record
AAUGGAAUGAGAUGUUCUAGAGUUUUUCUCAAAUUCAACAGUUUGAAAUGACAUAUUUUGUAGUAGUGCUAGUAGCGACGGCAUGAUAUAAACCAUGUAAGCGGAACCAUUUAUUUUGCCAGUUGCUGUUUGGUCAUUUACGAUUUUGUUGAUCUGCCAUUCUACCACACAAGCAUCCAUGAAGAACCAUGGGGAAAGGGCGGCUGCUGAUACGAUGACCACGCAGAUGCUGAUGCAACAUCAAGGCACUGACCAUGGAACUGGUGGCAAUGGCGGCAGUGCUAGGACGGCGGCUUACAUCCAAAACAAGCUGAACCAGGUCUCGUCGGACCUUGUAGCUGCCGGCGUCGGUGAAGCAGCAGCGGUCAUCUACAGGGUCCCUCAAAAACUUCGCGUCUCAAACACUGAAGCCUACCAGCCAAUGCAGGUGUCCAUCGGCCCGUACCAUCACGGCUCACCGGAUUUGCAAGAAAUGGAACCUACCAAGUGUGCGGUUGUGUUGGAUCUGUGCAAGCUCACCGGAGUCACCCUUGUGCAGCUGGUCCACAUGCUAGAUCAGGAGGUAAAAGAUCCCCGGAAAUAUUACAGGAGUAAGAUGGACAUGGUCGGCGACGAGGCCCUGUCAGCGCAGCUUCUCAUCGACGGCUGCUUCCUGUUCAGCUACCUCGGCGGGCUUCGGCCGGCACAAGCGAAGAACCAGGUCCCCUCUUCAGCUGCACAUGUUUACUCCGUGGAUAGCGCCAUCCAGCACGACAUCUUGCUGCUUGAGAACCAGGUCCCCUCUUCCGUCCUCAAGGCCAUAGGCUCUGCAAUUUCUGCUGCUCAGAAUGGCAAGGUUGACACGAUCCCCGUCAACGAACUUGCCUGUGGAUUCAUCGAGGGGGUGUUCCAGUACAUCCCGACAGCAGUCAAACCGGAUGGGUUCGAUCAUCUGGUCGACCUCUGCUACCGAUACCUGCAACCAUUCAGCCAAACAGCACGAGGAGGUGACCACGAGAUAACAAUGCCCCGAGGUGAAGAUCAUGGGCAGCCAGAGGUGCGGCGUUUGCGGAGAGCUAGCGAGUACCGUGAGACAGGAAUCCGUUUCAUCACGCAGAGGUCGCGGAGGCCCGUCUCUCUGCUGGACGUUACAUUCUCGCGCGGCGUGCUUCGGAUCCCAAGGCUCGUGGUCGAUGAGCGGACGGAGUACCUCCUCCGGAACAUCGUCGCCUACGAGCAGGAGAGCUUCAGCUCGCGAGAUAGCUACGUGACGGCGUACGUGCUCUUCGUGUCGCAGCUCAUGAGCAAAGCCGAGGACGUCACGCUGCUCUCCGAAAAGGACAUCCUCAUCCACCAGCUGGGCAGCGACGAGGAGGUCUCCGACAUGUUCAAGCAGAUGAGCAAAGGAAUCGUCUUCGACUUCAGCGGCGAGUACCAUCUCAAGGACGUCACCGUGGCGCUGGAGAAACACUACCGCGACCGCCGGAACCGGUGGAUGGCGCUGCUCCGGCACACCUACUUCAGCAACCCGUGGUUGAUCCUCGGGGCAGUCGUCGCCAUGGUCGCCUUCGCCCUCGGUGUGAGCCAGGCUGCGCUGAAGUUUUUCCACUUUGCUCGAAACCCAAAAUGAAGUCAUCAAGCAGGUUGUCGCCUUCCUAAUAAAAUGGCGUUGUCGUUGUUCCUAUAGUCUUCAGUAGGCGUUUCUGCUUUCUAUUUUCUUUCCAGUAGUACUAUGUCGUUGUAUGAUUUAGUUAUUGUAUCACCACUAUGGUCAUGGCGUGUACUUUAGUCAUUGUAUCAUUUAGUCAUUACCGAAUAACCUGCAUUUUCGUCUCCAACUA